Molecule: messenger RNA, 1194 nt
Organism: Microstroma glucosiphilum
Lineage: Eukaryota; Fungi; Basidiomycota; Exobasidiomycetes; Microstromatales; Microstromataceae
Product: peptidyl-prolyl cis-trans isomerase H
Exons: 5
Coding region: 312-761 (149 amino acids)
Biological process (GO): protein folding; protein peptidyl-prolyl isomerization
Cellular component (GO): intracellular membrane-bounded organelle
Molecular function (GO): peptidyl-prolyl cis-trans isomerase activity
Source: RefSeq, a predicted model, not a curated record
CCGUCACUCUACGUUUAAAUUCGUGUGGAGUUGCUUCAAGCUGGCUUCUUCCCGACGCCACUUCCGGUUCCGAUUUCGCGUCGAGCAAUGGCAGAGCCAGAAGAAGCCAAGGCAGGCAGGCAGGCAGCAGCACGGUCCUCACACUUCUAGCAGCCACCUCUUUCCGCCGGUACCAAAGCGUCACUUGUAGCAUAUCGUUCCCAGCGAUGUCAUCGACGACGGCCACAUCAAUCCCUGGCGCAGGGACAAAUGGCAGGCCCAUAGUCUUCUUCGACGUGGCCAUUGGGGACAAUUCUGCAGGGAGGAUCAAGAUGGAGCUCUUCAGUGACAUUUGUCCUCGUACCUGCGAGAAUUUCCGGCAGCUCUGCGUUGGCUCGCACCGCGUGAACCACAAGCCCAUGGGCUACAAGAACUGCAUCUUCCACCGCAUCAUCCACGGCUUCGUAGCCCAAGGCGGUGACUUCCUCAAUGCAGACGGCUCCGGAUCUUUCUCCAUCUACGGAGACAAGUUCCCAGAUGAGAACUUUAACCUCUCGCAUGAUGCACCGGGCUUGCUGAGUAUGGCAAACAGUGGGCCGAAUACCAAUGGAUGCCAAUUCUUCUUGACUUGUGGACCGGCUGAGUUCCUGGAUGGCAAGCAUACAGUCUUCGGCAAGAUCGUGGAUGGUCUUCUCACGCUACGGAAGAUCGAGAACGUACCGACAGGCGCCAACAACAGGCCGAGGUUACCAGUCCGCAUCACAGAAUGCGGCGAGAUGUAGCAAGCUGGUCGUAGUGGCUCAGUGGAUCGUACAGGUCUCGAGGAGCAAAAGGAUGUCCAUCAGACAGCGGGAGAGCAGUAAUCCGCAUCACAUACCCAUUCAUUGCCCUUGCGGCAUCACGUCAUCUGCUCAUUCAAUGCAUCACAGUGGCAGAGACUCGUGUGUUGUCCAUCUACCUACCAGACGCAUGACCAGAGGAAGAAGGGUGAGGAGUGGAGGCUCGCUCGACGUUGCUCUGGAGCAAGAGGAUCACAUCAGCCGUACGGGACGAACGUGAAGGGAGGUUGAGGGGAGUCGCUGUCGACAUCGACAUACUGUGCUGUAGUUUUCAGUCACGAAAUGCGGAGGACGGCACGUAAGAUAUUGAGCAUGAGGGACCUGUUGCGGUUCUGAGCAGGUGAGAUGGUAGCGCAGUGAUUACCUGUUGCACGCC